Molecule: messenger RNA, 1840 nt
Organism: Dufourea novaeangliae
Lineage: Eukaryota; Metazoa; Arthropoda; Insecta; Hymenoptera; Halictidae
Product: eukaryotic translation initiation factor 2-alpha kinase 1-like
Exons: 10
Coding region: 26-1840 (604 amino acids)
Biological process (GO): protein phosphorylation
Molecular function (GO): protein kinase activity; ATP binding
Source: RefSeq, a predicted model, not a curated record
GUUGUAUGUGGUGUGAUGUGGUCGUAUGCAAUGGUCAGCAAUGAAGGGUUCCAAACUGCUUCAAACUUUCUAUGAUUUUAUUAAUAGAAGUAUCAAUGUGGAAAUUGCUGCCGAUUUAAUAAUGGAAGAUAACACUACACCAUCAAUUAAUCCUUGGAAUACAUUAUCCACAAUGACGACAUUUGAUACAGGCAGUGAUGCAAAAACUACAAUAUGUGUGGACAAUGAUAGUAGUCACAACAGUGGACAAGUUGUGAGCCUAGUUACACCUUCUGUCAGUCUCUUAAUCGAAUCACUUAUACAGCAACUUUGUACAUUGUUUGAAGGUGAUACUGUUCGCAGAAAUAAAUUAUAUUUUGCUAUCUGUGAUAGACUUCAUGAAUUGAAAUUAAUUGAUAGUUCAUACAAUAUGAUGGAAUUUGAAUCAUUAAGGGGACAAUAUCAACGUGCGUUAUAUCAUUUGGUUACAGUUGCACGUACAGCAAAUGGUUGUGAAAGUGUACUACAGGUUCCUAGAGUUUUAACAACAGAAUGGUCCCGCUAUCGUAGAGAAUUUCAUGAAAUAAAUUUUAUUGCUGCUGGUGGAUUUGGUCAAGUCUUUAAAGCCUUACAUUGCCUGGAUGGUACUGAAUAUGCAGUUAAAAAGAUAAUAGUACGAUCUGGUCGAGUGAAGAGUAUUAUGCAACAUCUUGAAGAAGUGAAAACUCUUGCUAAACUAAAUCAUACCAAUAUAGUUUCUUACAAAGGUGCAUGGAUUGAACCAACUUUACCAUCAACCUUUAUACCAAGUUUACCAGCAUCUAGCCAUUCUCAAAACGAAGGUUCCUCAAAUGGUAAAAAAAAAUAUAGGUCUACCUCGUGUAGAAAUCAGAGUUUUAGUGCACAGAGUCAAUCAAACUAUAGUAAUAGUUGGAGCAGUCAGAGUAUUAAAAAAAACGACGAACAGGAUGCGUUAUUACGUUAUAGUAAAAAAACAAGCCACAAAUUUGGAAAUGCUGCUGAAGGGAGUGCUGAAAAAACUAAUUCGAAUAGUAUUUCUUUUAAAAGUGAUAGCAAUAGCGUAGAUAAUAAAGCAGAAAGUAAUACAAAUUGUACAGAUAGUAGCGAAUCGUGUGAUGAAUCUUACAGUAAUAAUAUACUUUGCCCAUAUAUUCCUCAAAUGAACAAAAAAUAUGUGACAUUAUAUAUUCAAAUGACUCUAUGUGAAAAGACACUUCAACAAUGGCUAAAUGAAAGGAAUGAGCUUACUUCGCAGACAAUGAUCAUUGCAGUAUUAACACAAAUUCUUUAUGGUUUGGAUUACAUACACUCUCGCGGAAUUGUACAUCAUGAUAUAAAGCCAAGCAAUAUAUUUAUUUCGAUGUCUAGUCAUCUUCAAAUACAGUUAGGUGAUUUCGGAUUAGCUUGCCCAUUGCAAAGAGAAAAUCAUCAUUCCAUUCUUGGUACACAGAUGUAUGCUGCACCAGAACAAUUAGUGGGAAAAUGUGAUCCCAAAAGCGAUGUAUACAGUUUAGGAAUAGUACUUCUAGAACUGUUAGUGCAUACGAAAACUGAUAUGGAACGGGUGGAAAUAAUUACUAGUUUAAAAAGAGGUCAUAUACCAACAACACUAACUGCUACUUAUCCUAAAUGGGCACAUAUAGUAAGUCAAUUGGUACAAGUAGAUCCUAAGAAACGACCAUCGACGAGUCAGUUGUUACAAGACUUAAGCGAGGACAAGGAUGUGACAAUAACUCAAUUAAGAAGCGAAAUUGCGGAAAAAGAUAAUACAAUACAGACGUUACAACAGAGGAUAUCAAUGUUAGAAGCACAAAUUACUAAAAAUAGUACACCAGUAUGA